This is a messenger RNA of Colletotrichum lupini, 1239 nucleotides long. Its product is annotated as amidase. Bases 1 to 1239 code for a protein of 412 amino acids. NCBI's taxonomy places the organism in Eukaryota, Fungi, Ascomycota, Sordariomycetes, Glomerellales, Glomerellaceae. The record is from RefSeq and is a predicted model, not a curated record. The transcript is spliced from 3 exons.
AUGGCAGUUGAACCGUAUAGACUUACGGCGACCCAAGCGUCAGCCAAGAUAAGGGCCGGGGAGUUGACUGUGGAAGAGUACGCGCGCUCGCUCUUGUCCCAUAUUGAGGAGAGAGACCCCGUAGUCAAAGCUUGGGAGUACUUGAACCCAGAGCAGGUGAUUGCACAAGCGAAGGCAAUGGAUGCGAUACCGCCAGAGAAGCGCGGGCCCCUACACGGCGUUGCCAUCGCAGUCAAAGACGUUAUUUACACAAAGGGUCAGCGAAUAUUAGCCUGCAAAACAACCACGACCGAAUUCGCAGCGACGGUUCAAGGUCCAAAGACAGUGAACCCACACGGCACGAACCGAACCCCCGGUGGCUCCUCGUCAGGAUCAGGCGCCGCCAUUGCGGAUUUCCAAGCGCCUAUCGGCCUAGGCACCCAGACAGGCGGAAGCACGAUCCGCCCAGGAUCUUUCAAUGGCAUCUACGCCCUGAAGCCGACAUGGAACUCCAUCACGCGCGAGGGUCAGAAGAUUUACUCCUUGAUCCUAGAUACCCUCGGUUUCUUCGCCCGCAGUGUUGAAGACCUGCAAUUGAUGGCCGAUGUUUUUGACUUGAAAGACGACGAGCCCCCGAAGGACACCUUCGCUAUCAAGGGCGCCAAGUUCGCUCUGUUGAAGACGAUGGUGUGGCCUCAAGCUGGACCCGGUACCAAGUCCGCGAUGGCGAAGGCUGCGGAGCUUCUCAAGGCUCACGGAGCCGAAGUAGAAGAGAUUGAAUUCGAUCCCGAGCUUGAGGAGCUACCUCAGUGGCAUGCUACGGUGUUGCACAGCGACGGAAGAUCCGCUUUCCUGCCCGACUACCGCGCUGCUAAGGAUCAACUGCACGAGUUCUUGAUUUCGCAUGUUGAUAACACCAACAAGAUCAGCAGAGCGGAGCAGCUAGAGGCAUUCGACAACAUUGCCAUUGCAAGGCCCAAAGUUGACAAGAUGCUGGCCAAGUACGAUGCUGUUCUGGUGCCUAGCGUCGUUGAUGAGGCCCCGGAAGGAACCUCGAGCACCGGAAGCGCAGCUUUCAACGCUCCCUGGACAGCGCUGCAUGUUCCGGUCGUCAACAUUCCAGGUUUCAAGGGUCCCAACGGGAUGCCAGUUGGCGUUUCCCUUGUAGCUCCCAGGUAUCACGACCGUCAUCUCUUGGUGGUCUCCAAGGCGGUCGGCGAGAUCUUUGAGGCGGAGGGAGGCUGGAAGUCUGCUUUGUAA